CUUCUGGACCUAGAGUCCCAAUUUACUUAAAUUCAUUCAAUCUCCCCGUCUUCUCGGCCGCCGACUCCCGUCUCCUCGCCCGCCGCCUGAGCCGAUCUCCAUCGUGCGAGCAGCGUCGCCGGUGUCCCCUUGCUGCUUCCGCCGUUCUUCUGUAAAUCCAGCCUACCCUGAGAUUUGAUUUGAACAUGACGAGAAAACCAGAGGAAUCCUUGGAUUGCGCAGCUAAGAACAGACAAGGGAGAAGAUCAGGCCUCCAACUUAACGAUCUUCCCAUAGAUGUUUUGGGCUUGAUCAUAUCGCGGCUGCCAAUUGGAGAUGCUAUAAGGACUGGACUUAUAUCAAGGCAAUGGAAGGAUCUUUGGCGUGAUCAUACUAUGCUAACAUUCAGUCGCGCCACAUUUCCUAGUUGCAGAAUGCUUAACCAGCAAAAUUUCAUAAGGAGAGUUGAUUCAAUCCUGCAGCAACAUAGUGGUGUAGGCGUUGAGCGCAUGGAGAUCAAGUUCUUAUUGCGCAAUGCGCGGCGGGACAUAGAUAGAUGGGUGAAAUUUGCCGUCGCAUCCAAGACGAAAGAACUCAUUCUUGAUCUAUCAGAUCUUACUAGGUUCUUCAUGUUGCCAGUUAUGGUAUUUCACCCAUAUCUAGACAGAGAAGGAUUUUAUGAGUUUCCUUGUCAGCUUCUUGAUGCCAACAAUGGUGGAUCUCAUUUGCAGUGUCUGCAGCUUACCUCUAUGUAUCUGAAACCGGCUGCUGAUUUCACUGGAUUUCUGAACCUUAAAAGGCUUAACCUGAUAGGUGUAAAUAUCACAGAUGAAGGGGUUCAGAAUUUGCUGUGCAAUCCCAAUGUCCUGGAGUUCCUUGAGAUCUCCUUCUGCAGAAUGCUCACAAAGAUUCAUGCACCUCAUUUUCUGAACCGGCUGAAGCAUCUGCAAGUGGAUUGUUGCCCUGUACUUGAGAAGAUAGAGAUGAACUGUGAUCUGGCAACACUUGAUUUCACUGGUUCAUCAAUGACACCUUUGAUUUUUGCUACAACUUCCAGCCUGACAAAUGUGCGUUUAAAAACGAUGCCUUUUUGUACUGGUCUUGACUAUAUUGUCACAGGAUUCAUCAGUAAUUUGCCGGUUGUUCGAAUGCUCGAAUUUCAUGUUGUUGAAUAUAAGAAAGCUAUUUCUCCUCAGAGGCUUCCCAAAUUAAUUUAUCUUCGACAUUUGAAGUUGGAAACGAUUGUUUUUGGAUAUGGCAGGAAGACUGAUAUCCUUGACUAUGCAUAUCUUUUAGAAAUUGCUCCUUUUAUGGAAAAACUGGAACUACAUAUGUGGAUAGACGCUCCUCACAAACCAUACAGUGAAGAGGAUGGUGAUCUAAGAAGCCUUCCAUUACACCAUCACAAUAAUCUCAAACAGGUUCAGAUCACUGGAAUUUUCGGUCAGAAAGAUCAGGUAGAGCUGGCACUUCAUAUCCUUUGCAGCUCAACCGUGCUCAAGAACAUGGUGAUAAAUCCAGAAAUUGCAAUAGUGCCUCACGAUGCUUAUCGACCGCCAAAAAGAGGGGCACACAAUUUUGUGGAUGGUCGUGACGCCGCUAUGGAGUUUGUUUGCAAAGCUGACCAUCGAAACGUCGUCGAAGUUGUAUGAGCAUCAUAUAAGAUGGAGUCGAUUAAAAAAUAUAUAUAUGUAUUUAAAUUUUGAGUAAAUUUCACAGAACUACAUGUUUUAUAGUUCAAGUUGCAGAAAACCACAAACAUUUUGACACUUGGCACUUAAGUAUAUAUAUUUUGGUAGUUUAGUUUCACAAAACCACACUAUCGAUGAAUGGAUUCAUCCAUGAGACGACGUGGUCGUUCCAUCUAGGAUGAGGACGUGGCAUCCUAUUAAUUUCGUGCGAUGGCUGGUAAUAGGAUGGCAUGUCCUUGUCCUAGAUGAAACAGUCACGUCAUCUCGUGGGUGAAUCUAUUCAUUGAUAGUGUGGUUUUGUGAAACUACACUACCAAAAUAUAUGUACUUAAGUGCCAAGUGUCGAAGUGUGUGUGGUUUUCUGCAACUUGGACUACAAAACGUGUAGUUUUGUGAAAUUUACUCUUAAAUUUUUGGUGAAAAGAAAAGGUUUGUUCUCUUUGAAACAAAAAGGUUUAAUUCUGCAUGAAAUAGGGAAAAAAUGUGUGUUCUCUUGAAUUGGACAUGGCCAUUGUCUAAACAGAUACUUGGAGAUUGACAGGUGAUGUCACAUGUUCGCCUUGGGUGUAUCAGUUGGACCAGAGACAUGGAGGAUUAGGGCCUCAAUUUUUUUUCAUAUUUUAAUCAAUUCUAAUGUGUAUCUUAAUAAGUUCUAAUGCAUUCCAACAUGUUUAAAAACCUCUCAUUCUAUUUUAAAUGAGUUUUGCACUUUUGCUCUUCCCCCUUUACC
Messenger RNA from Oryza sativa Japonica Group (Japanese rice), 2400 nucleotides. Its product is annotated as F-box/FBD/LRR-repeat protein At1g13570. The record is from RefSeq and is a predicted model, not a curated record. Lineage: Eukaryota; Viridiplantae; Streptophyta; Magnoliopsida; Poales; Poaceae. Gene Ontology annotation, molecular function: protein binding.